UUUUUAAAUAUUGAACCGCGAACACAGAUUACCGGUAAAAUGUAUAUCUUCUUCGCAUUACUUUUGUUUAUUAUUAAUGCAGCCAAUUGUCAGAAGUGUGUUAACCCUGGACCUAACGAUCCUUUACCUCCUGGUGGUAUAACUUGGCAAAACUGUACCAAACCACACGAAUUCUACACCUGCGGUUCGGCCUGUCAAAACGAAUGCAACACUUUAGGCGAUCCAUGCACCAUAAUCAACAUCAGAUGUAACGAUCUCUGCUAUUGCUGUCCAGGAUAUGCCAGAGACUGCCUGGGCAACUGUAUUCCAGAAAAAGCGUGUCCACCCAAGGGUUCCUGUCCCAAAAAGCCAUGUAUUGUUUACUGAUUUAAAUUUUUUAUUCAAUAUACGAUGUUCGUUUGUAGCGUUAAGUAUUUAAUAUAAACAUUGCUUUAAUAA
Molecule: messenger RNA, 438 nt
Organism: Sitophilus oryzae (rice weevil)
Lineage: Eukaryota; Metazoa; Arthropoda; Insecta; Coleoptera; Curculionidae
Product: chymotrypsin-elastase inhibitor ixodidin
Exons: 2
Coding region: 40-366 (108 amino acids)
Source: RefSeq, a predicted model, not a curated record